Molecule: messenger RNA, 1302 nt
Organism: Bacidia gigantensis
Lineage: Eukaryota; Fungi; Ascomycota; Lecanoromycetes; Lecanorales; Ramalinaceae
Exons: 2
Coding region: 1-1302 (433 amino acids)
Source: RefSeq, a predicted model, not a curated record
AUGCUCUUGACGCCGAUCAGCCAUUUACCCAGCGUCAAGCGAAAGCGCAACCACAGCCGCAUCAGUGACAAAUCUGUGGUCUCCGAAAAGACACGCGCGAAACGGCUGCCUCCAAGUUGUUGGGAUCGACUGCCCAAACUCUCGCUUUCGGGGUACGCCCUUGAAGAGCAGAGACGUCGAUUUGUACACGCGGACGCCACAGCUGCGUCUGGACCGCCACUUAAUGAAGUCGUCGAACUCGGAACGCUGAAUCAAUUCGCAAGGCACGGCGGACCCGAUCUGAGCGAUAUUCGUGGUUCAAACCCGUCGCAGGGAAAGUCUUCAGGGCCAUACGAUGUCAAUUCCGAGGAUAACCUCAUCAAAGGUCAUGUUUAUCUACCUGAUCACGAAUGCGACAACGGGAAAGGGACUUGCACAGCUUGGCCAGAGAAAAUGGCUGAGCUACGUAACCAACUUGUGACUCCGCGGCAUGACCUCACCCUUGACACCUUCACUGUGGAUGAUCACAGAGCAUGGUGCAAGACUCUGGCGCAAGCCAGGACCGAGAUUUCUGUGGGAAACAAGUCCUUCACAGCGACCACUGGUGAUAUGAGUAUACUUGAGGGCGAGGACCUUUUUUGGAAUAAUCUUGAACCCCUCAUUCCUGGAGUACAGCUAAAACAAGCAAAACCUGACUUUUUCGAUAGUACUCAACCCUCGCAACUCUCACAAGUGCUCCUCGACAUGUUUGGAACUCUUAUUAUUCCGUCGAAGCAACCACAGUCGCCCUGUAUGCCAAACCUAAUUACUGAAAUCAAGGGGCCCAAAGGAACCUUCGAUGUCCUCAAUCGCCAGGCUCUCUACUCAGGCGCGUUGGGCGAGCGAGCUAUGCACACCCUUAUGGCGUACGUUGGUUGUGAGAAGGAGGGACUCAACACUAUCCGCACACUAGCCUGCACCUUCAUUGACAGCACUCUCAAAAUUUACUGCCUACAUCGUACGAAGCGCCCCAAAUCAAAUGCCAAACCUCACAUUCAUAUGCAGCAACUGAAGGCUGUUGAGAUGACCGAGAGUGCCGAAGAGUGGAUCAAAGGAGCAACGGUGUACCGGAAUGCGCGCGAGAUGGCGAAAGCUUGGCGAGACGAACUGGUUCGGAAGGCGAAUGCGCAAGCUAACAAGCCCUGCCAUACUGUCCUCAAGGCUGCAACCGUAUCGACAUCUUUUGAAUCGAAUGAGAGUGGAGGCACAAGUGGCACCGCUGGUACCACGAGUACUGACGAAUUAAAUCCCGAAUAUGAGGGAAAGAGGCUGAGAACAGGGUGA